Molecule: messenger RNA, 1659 nt
Organism: Pogona vitticeps (central bearded dragon)
Lineage: Eukaryota; Metazoa; Chordata; Lepidosauria; Squamata; Agamidae
Gene: FAM20A
Product: FAM20A golgi associated secretory pathway pseudokinase
Biological process (GO): enamel mineralization
Cellular component (GO): Golgi apparatus
Molecular function (GO): protein serine/threonine kinase activator activity
Source: RefSeq, a predicted model, not a curated record
UUAAAGGCAUGUAGCUUCUUCCCCCCCAGGGGAAAAGCUUGCAGUCCUGGGCUCAUGGUCAGAUUUGUUACGAAGCAAAGGAAGCAGAAGAUUUACAGAGAGGAGCGCAACCUAACCUUGGACUCAUUGAUGCAGCUCAAGCAGGAGGCAAGCUGGCUCCAGUUCCACUUGGGCAUUAAUAGCCAGGCCCUGUAUCCUCGGUCCAGCCCUGCUAUUGACCAACUCCUCAAGGACACACAUGACCUUAACACCAUCAGUGCUGAUUAUAGUCAGGAUGAGAAAGCAUUGUUAGGUGCCUGUGACUGUUCACAAAUUGUCAAGCCCAGCGGAGUUCAUUUGAAGCUCGUUCUGCGGUUCCAGGACUUUGGGAAAGCCAUGUUCAAACCUAUGAGACAGAAACGAGAUGAGGAAACUCCUGAAGAUUUUUUCUAUUUUGUGGACUUUCAACGACAUAAUGCAGAAAUUGCUGCCUUCCACUUGGAUAGAAUCCUCGAUUUUCGGCGUGUCCCUCCUGUGGUUGGGAGAAUGAUUAACAUAACAAAGGAAAUAUUGGAGAUCACUAAGAACGAACUCCUGCAAAGUGUCUUUUUUAUUUCACCAGCCAGCAACGUCUGCUUCUUUGCCAAGUGCCCUUAUAUGUGCAAGACGGAAUAUGCCGUCUGCGGCAACCCCCACAUGCUGGAAGGAUCCCUCUCUGCUUUCCUGCCAUCCCUCAACUUGGCGCCAAGACUCUCUGUCCCCAAUCCAUGGAUCCGAUCCUACACCUUUGCUGGAAAAGAGGAAUGGGAAGUGAAUCCACUUUAUUGCAAUACAGUGAAGGAGAUUUAUCCUUACAGCAGUGGCAGCCGGCUACUCAAUAUCAUUGACAUGGCAAUCUUUGACUUCUUAAUAGGCAACAUGGACCGCCAUCAUUAUGAGAUGUUCACCAAAUUUGGGGAUGAUGGCUUUUUCCUCCACCUGGACAAUGCAAGAGGUUUUGGGAAGCAUUCCCAUGACGAGAUCUCCAUUCUGGCUCCCCUGGAACAGUGCUGUGUAAUCAAGGAGACAACAUUAUUGCGGCUGCAGCUGUUAGCUCAGCCAGACUACAAGCUCAGUGACAUCAUGCGGGAGUCCUUGCUGCAGGACCACCUCUCACCUGUCCUCACAGAACCUCACCUGUUGGCCCUUGACAGAAGGUUAUGGAUCGUCCUGAAGACAGUAGAGAAAUGCAUAGAGGCCAAUGGUGAAGAUAAUGUUGUGGCUGAUGGCAGACCACUGGAGACACCCACUUUUGACAGAAUGACACAGCCAAGCUAGAGCUCAACAAGAACACUGGACCUGAACUUUGAACUGCUGAUUAUGAUGUCUCUUAUCCUGAACAACUCAGACAGAACUAGGAGGAGGUCUCAGAAGUAUAAUUAAUCUACUGGCUGGGGCACUGUUGGCAUCAGGUUUUAGUGUAUUUAUAUACUGGAACCUUGUCCUUUCAACCCUCCUCUUACCUUUGUGCCUCUUCUCCAACAGAACUGAAUAAACGAAGCACCAUCGAGCUAAAAACAGCAUAGUUUGAGUGUUUGGGCAUUUUGCAAAAUCUGCCCCUGGGCCCUCCUUGUCAUAGAUUAUCAUGAUUCUUUUUAUUUUAACUGGUGGCUUGAAUAAAAAGGGACCAAUCAAAGAGAA